Molecule: messenger RNA, 681 nt
Organism: Entrophospora sp. SA101
Lineage: Eukaryota; Fungi; Glomeromycota; Glomeromycetes; Entrophosporales; Entrophosporaceae
Source: the annotation of a GenBank genome assembly
AUGAUUUCUACUCAUAGAAUUUUGGACAAGAGAAUUAAGCCUAUUGCAAUCCCAUUAAAACACCCAUUGUAUGAUACAUCAACAGAAUUGUGUUUGAUAACAAAAGAUCCACAGAAGGUUUUUAAAGAAUGGGUUAAAUCAAAAGAUAUGAAAAAUAUUAAAAAAGUUAUUGGUAUUACUAAAUUCCAGAAGAAAUAUUCAAGUUUUGAAGAUAAGCGUAGUUUAUGUGACUCUUAUGAUUUAUUUUUAGCUGAUGAUCGGAUUCUUUCAUAUCUUCCAAAAUUAUUGGGAAAAUAUUUUUUUGAGAAGAAAAAACAACCAAUCCCAGUAAAAAUAAGUAAAGAGACAACUUUUUGUAAAGAGAUUCUUAAAUCAUGUCAUUCUACUUAUUUACAUUUUAGUUCUGGAACAUAUUUUGCGAUUAAGAUUGGUAAAAGUGAUAUGACGUCUAGACAAAUUGUUGAAAAUAUUGAAAUUUCAGUGCCAAAAAUUAUUGAAAAAAUACCUAGAAAAUGGAGAAAUAUACAAUCUCUAAGUAUUAAAACAAAUUCAUCCACAAGUUUACCAAUUUUCAAUUCUUUGCCGGAAAUCAGCAAAUUAGUUAUCAACAAACCUAUUGAUGAUGAUGAAAAAGAAAAGGUAAAGGUAAAGAAGGUGAAAGGGAACAGAAAAAAACAAUAG